AUGCGAUCAUUAAUAUUAGCGCCGCGAACCACGCCGGAAAUCCCCGUCGAUUUCCGUGCACCACCGCCAUCUCCGGUAGCAUCCGGCCGUAGAUCUACCGUAACAAACAACGAGUUUCUGACCGAGUUUUUGGAAACCUCGCUUCGAGUUCCAGAUCUAGUGUUACCGAACAAGAUUUUCCCGAGGCAAAGCAAUCACGAAACGCCACCGAAAGUCGAUUUCGUUUCACUGUGUUUCCACGAGGAUGAAGAUCUAAUCGACGUCGUUUCGGACUCCAUAGCCAGUUUUGGAUGCUUCCAGCUUAUCAACCAUGGAAUAUCGCCGCGAAUUAUGGCUGCUGCAGUCGAGGCAGCCAGAGGAAUAUUUCUUGUGCCGCCGGGAAAGCGAAAAGUAGUAUCGAGAUCGCCGGAGAAGCUUUGGGGUUUCGAGGUGUAUCAUGAAGGAGAUGAUGAGGGAAGUGAAUUGAAUGAAGAAUUUAUUUGGUGCAAAGAUGAAGAGUUGAAGUUGAAAUUGAAGGGAAUUUGGCCUAUUGGAUAUCCUAAUUUUAGCAAGAAGAUAGAAGUUCUAGGGUCACGUGUGGAGAAGGUGGCAGAGAAAUUAUUUCCUAUCAUAUUGAAAAAUGUUCCUAAGAAAUUAGCAAGUGAUGGUGGUAUAAUUGGCCAUGGACAUGAAGUUGGGACACUUUGUUGCAUUUACAAGCAUCCGAGAGAUGUUAAUAGGAAUGAUCAAUGGGUUGACUCUUUGAAAUAUGAUGUGAUUAGGAUGCUGAUUAGGGGAACUGAUUACUCUCAUUCUUUUUGUUUGCAUGUGUGUGAUGGUUCUUCAGAGUUUCAUGUUUACUCAAAGAAAAGUUGGUUGUCUUUCUGUCCUGAACAAGGUGCUCUUGUUAUCACUGCCGGAGAUCAAUUACAGAAAUUGAGUGGUGGACACUACAAGGAUGUGAUUGGAAAGGCAAUCUUUAAAGGAAAAAGAGAAGACAAUAUUUCAAUGGCUUUCCUCUAUUCUACUCAAAACAUCGAGAGAAAAAUUCAAACCAAUAGAGAAAGAACCAUUUCAAUUAGCCAACAAGCCAUCUUUGGUGUAAUUUUGACACUCAUGUACCAUGUACUCAUUUUUGUCUUGAAUUGUUUUUGA
Molecule: messenger RNA, 1134 nt
Organism: Vicia faba (fava bean)
Lineage: Eukaryota; Viridiplantae; Streptophyta; Magnoliopsida; Fabales; Fabaceae
Source: the annotation of a GenBank genome assembly